AGAUGGUUAUGGUAAGGCUGACAAGCUUAGGAAGCAGACGACCAUGAAAGGACUACGAGAUGCUGUGUCUGAUUGGAAGAUGCGGUCCCAACGCUGUGCGUGAUACUGGGAUAUGAUACAACUGUAACGCUGCUGCUUUGCGUUCCUCUAUGGAUAUUCGCGGGUAUGAUCGUAUUUGCUCUUACAUGAGGCGUUACAAAUGCUUUAUUAUUUCCAAUGCACUCGACACCCUUGCAUUCAUCAUGUCGAUCUUUAUGAUGGACAAGGCUGCGCGCUAUAAUUCACUGUUCCUGAUGGCUCGAGUUAUAGCUGGAUACUUGGUGCUCUUAGGUUGGAUAAGCAGCACUUUCUUCAGAGAACCUGCGAAGCGCCGUUGAUAUUACUCUGAUGAACGCACUGGGCCAGACAGGCAAUGUUCUUGG
Suillus plorans is the source of this 422-nucleotide messenger RNA. RefSeq lists its product as uncharacterized. Lineage: Eukaryota; Fungi; Basidiomycota; Agaricomycetes; Boletales; Suillaceae. The coding region runs from base 150 to 377 and encodes 75 amino acids. The record is from RefSeq and is a predicted model, not a curated record. The transcript is spliced from 3 exons.